AUGCAAAACGCCAGAAGUUUGGCCAUUGAUGUCAAUGGUCCACUCGAAACUUCUCCAAUCUCAGAGAAACUAAAUCCAAAGCUUGUGUACGAAAUCAAAGUGCAUGGCUUCAUGCUCUGGGCAUCGAUGGGUGUUUUAAUGCCCAUUGGUAUAAUCUCCAUCAGAUUAAUGUCUACCAAAGACCAACCUUCAAUCACUCUUCAACGACUCUUCUUUCUUCAUGUCACUUCCCAGGCAGGGACUUUUGGGUUCUUCGAGAUUGUUAAUCACAUUGAUAAUCAUAUCAUCGCAGUGAUACUUGUGACAAUAGGGGCUAUAAUGUCAAUAAAAAACUUUAACAAUUCGUUCAAUAAUCAUCACCAAAGGCUAGGAGUUGGACUUUACGCCAUUGUAUGGUUCCAAGCUCUUCUUGGCUUCCUCCGACCUCCAAGGGGAGGAAAGAGUAGAAGGAAUUGGUUUGUAGCACAUUGGAUAUUUGGAACAUCAGUGGCUAUUCUUGGGAUAAUAAACAUAUACACUGGCUUAAAUGCUUACACUCGAAAGACAUCAAAAAGUGCUAAGCUUUGGAUCAUACUCUUCACGGCACAACUCUCUUCUAUAGUCUUGAUCUAUCUUUUUCAAGACAAGUGGACUUAUAUCCAAAGCCAAACUACAGUUGAUAGAACCCAAGUCGUUGAUCAUAACAGCAACAUCUCAUCCGCAGAGACUAGCCAUGGAGACGAGGUCGAGAAGACUAAACCGGAUUUAGAGAAAUGCUAA
Messenger RNA from Thlaspi arvense, 759 nucleotides. Lineage: Eukaryota; Viridiplantae; Streptophyta; Magnoliopsida; Brassicales; Brassicaceae. The record is from the annotation of a GenBank genome assembly.